GGGCAGGAUACUGGGCUGCAUUUGAAGCUGAAUAAGUUUACACCAUCCCAGAGGGGGCCCUGCUGACACACGAAUGCGAAUUGAAAAGUAAUUAGUCAUAUUCUUAAGCAGUAUAAACUAUCAUGUCUUUUGUAAAGUGUCAUGUCUGCUAAAGAUUUGAGGAUAUUUGUGAUUCCACACCAAUGAAAAAAUAUUAAUAUCUUGAAUUUUCCACGUCAUCACUUUGAAUUGUUAGAGUUUUGAUGUCGUAUUAGGGAGAGUCGUGUCUUCUGAUAACCGGCAAGUCUGUAGGUACUGAAGUGAAAGGAAGAGGGUUAUUGUUGGGGGGCGGGGAGAAUGUGUGCAGGUAUGUGUGUAUGAAAUGAGUGAAAGAGAAGUUUUAACAAGAAGUUCUAGGCUACAGGGGAAAAAAAAAACCACACACACACACACACACAAAAACGAUUCUGUGGUACUUUCCUUCACUCCCCCACAGGGGUGUCCAAACAAAGAAAGCUUGUUCAACAAGUCCAGAAACUUAGAGAAAACAGUCCACUAGCAUUUAUACUUUACCGUAGAUCAUAUGUGUGUACACACAAAAAAAUUUCGUUCCAAAUAUGCAGCCACCUCCAAUUGCCAGUCUUUCAAAAUGAUAAAAACUUGCUACGGUAGAAUUGCUUCAUGAUAAGGAUUUCUUUUAAGUUAUUGAAAAGUUAUUUUAAGUAAAGGAAGUCGGUAUUUGCCCUCUGUAUUCGAGCAGGAGAGCAGAGAGAGCUGCUGCUCUCUGGGGAACGCUCUCAGAAUCCCGUUCUAACCCCGGGAAAACUCAGCAGACAGAAAUCGCCCGCCCCAAGCAGCCUGGGGCCUGGGCGGCCAGCAGCACCCACCCAGUUUACGCUUGAUUCGAGGAACCUUCUCUCCCGAGGGGCCUCGCCGAAAAGCAGCUCCUUUGCCCCCAAAGCCGCUCCCAAUAGGCCAACUGACAACCCUUCCCUGGCCCCAGAUUUGCUAGGAUGGUCUGGGACCGCCGGGCGGCCCCUCUACCUGCCUCUCCAGCUUUAGCCCCAAGCCUCCCGGGGUUUCCAUUUGGGCUGCUCCGUGGCGCCCGAACGCCCCUCAGCGGCGGUGGAGCGUGGACUCCGGCGCCUGGCGGGGUCGGGCCCGCGGCAAGGGCGCUGCAUCCGGACAUCGCUGCGUGGUGCCCAGACGCUGGCUCCCGAGAGCGGGCACGAGCCCAGCACGCCAGAGGACCUGGAAUGCCCGCGCUGCGGGAAAAGAGGCUAUCGGUCCGAGGGUCGCAGAGGAGCAGGGGCGUUGGCGGCAGGCUUGCUUGGGCACAGUCUGCGGGCCGAUGCAGAACUUCCGCCCCUGGCCAGAUCCCUCGGCCUCAGAUCCAAAGCCCUCCCCCUGUCCCAAGUGUCCUCCAGAGCCCGGCCCGGCCUGGAGGUCACCUGGAUGCUGGAUCCGCGUUUCCAGACCCAACUCCCUCGCUCCUUCCCGGCCCGGGGGCCUUAAGCUGGACGGCUUCACCUCCUCCAGUGGUGUCCCCACUUCCCCUUCCCGCACCGCGGCCGAUGCUGGAACGUUCAUGGCUUCUGGCCCAGCGUCUCCCACCUGGACAUUUGCCUAGCGACGGCCACCUCAAUCCUCUGCGCCGCUUUCAAGAAACUUUCAUCCCAGUCUCUCUCCCUCUCCACUCUCCUCCCUCUCCCCCUCUCCUCUCUCUUUCUUUUCUUAAUCCUGGGGUUUUAUGGGCUGAGCGUUAAGAAAAUUCGCCUGCAAUUUGGGAUUAGAUAAAUACUCUCAUUAGGAAAAAAAAAAAAAAAAUCCGUGCUACUUGAUACCUCCCAACUUCCCCGAGAAUGGUGGCAGCAUCUGGAACCGAGAGCGCCGGACUCCCGCGAGGCGUGCCCCGGGGACCGCGCGGGCACAUUCCAGCGCGCACUGCCGUCCCACCUCGCCGCGCGGGACCAGCUUUCUCUCCCUUUUGUGAAUGGGCCGCGGUGUCUUUGUUCUGGAGAGAAGCGCCCGUGUCGCUGACUUUUGUGAACCAGAGAAGGAUCUUGUAAAACCUCCUUUUCUCCUUCGUACGCCCCAACUCCCACCCCUCCUCCCCUGCCCCUUUGAUUAGAUGUUCCCUCAUCGUCCAAAAAAAAAAAAAAAUGUAAUUUCGUUGGUCUGGCGGCCACUUUCUUUGAACAUUAGCUCGCUUUCAGCUCCAACUUCAAUUAGAAGGAGUUGAUUUUGAGAGAUCAACAAAAGAACCGACCAAAGCCUUAUUAAAGGUCCUAAGAAGAUCUCCCGGGUCCUUUGAGAAGCAGUUAAGGAAACAGUGUGCCCUCCAUCAUAUUCUGUUACCGUAUUUUAUUCGGACUCCAAAGGAAAGUGUCGCUUGGGGGAGGGGGAAGCACUUUGAUGAGCGGCGGCCGCGGCCCCUUUUCACUCAGCGGGCUCCCCCUUCCUUCUCCUCCUCCUCACCCAGCGCCCUGUCUGCUCUCCGCGCCCGACCCCGCAGCCUGGGCAGCACGGGUGCUCCCCACUGCGAUGCGCCUGGAGGCUCCUUGACUCGCCCUCACACUUACUCCUGUGCAAACUUUUUACCCCGCCUGUCGGGGUGGGGGAGUGGGGGAGAUUAGAAACAAGGGGUAGAAAUUCCUCGAAAGGGAAUAAAGUGCCUAAUUUUCAGAAGGAGGUGCCAUUUAAAAGAUUCUCCUAGCUCAGAGUUGGAACGAAAACUCUUUUUUGCACUUUUAAAAGUCCACCCAGGCAGACGUGUUUGGGAAGUUUGUUCCACUGGGAAAUGGGCUUCGCCCGUACGAACAAUCCGGGGAAAUCGCCUCAAGGAGGCUCCUUACGCAGCAUGUGGAAAAAAGUUGAGGGCAGGGGUCUGUGGCCACAUUUUCCAUCAAAAAGUCCCUGUUAGAGGCAGACUAGGAAAGAGAGAGAAAGAAUGAAAAAGAAACUUUCCUAUCAAAAUGUUUGAAUUAAGAAGUAGGGUGUACAUGUGAGGGCAAGAGGACGCUGGGCUCCAACGUUUCAGAAGAAGCGCUUAAGGCUUGCAAACACCCUUGGUGGGGACCGGGAACCCCGGGAGAUGCCGAUGAGCAGGUAAGUGGCUGUGCCCUCCCAGUGGGUGCUCUUCCCAGGCGCGAGAGUCCCGAGGCGCGGAGGAGACAUCUGCACGCCCGGAGCUGCUCCCGCGCUCUGCAAAGUAGCCUGCGCCGGCACGAGCCGCCCGCGGCGUCG
Macaca mulatta (Rhesus monkey) is the source of this 3225-nucleotide messenger RNA. The record is from RefSeq and is a predicted model, not a curated record. Lineage: Eukaryota; Metazoa; Chordata; Mammalia; Primates; Cercopithecidae.